Messenger RNA from Ipomoea triloba (trilobed morning glory), 2271 nucleotides. Its product is annotated as tudor domain-containing protein 3. The transcript is spliced from 6 exons. The record is from RefSeq and is a predicted model, not a curated record. NCBI's taxonomy places the organism in Eukaryota, Viridiplantae, Streptophyta, Magnoliopsida, Solanales, Convolvulaceae. Bases 79 to 1347 code for a protein of 422 amino acids. Gene Ontology annotation, cellular component: nucleus.
UUGUGCGUAGACUAAUAAAUAUUCCAUCCACAAAACUGUUCUGCGAGUCCAAACAUCAAACACCUCAUAGGCGCUAAAAUGGAGAAAUCUUCUUCCGCAUCGGAUACUGUGGAGACUGUCCUUCGAACCCUAAUCACCAGAGGCUGGUCUUUCCGCGACAUUGAUCAAGUCAAAUUACUCCUUUCAGCUCAAGCUAGCUCGCCCACCAUCGAUUCAAUCGAAUCAGAACUUAUCAAUUUGGACUUGCGAUCCAUAGGCGGCAAAUCAUUACCAGAUUCUUCUUCUCUUCGCAAAAUUUCUCAUCUCCGGGGCCCCUUAGUCCUUCAAAUAUCUUCUGUUAGAGAUAUAUCUUGCAGCAAAAUGACUGAGAGUUCAGGAAAUACAAAAAAUCGGCGUCUUUUGAGAUUGAAGCUCACUGAUGGACAUUCUGAAGUAACUGCUAUAGAGUACUCUUACAUACCGACAAUUCCUGAUGAUGUUAUACCUGGCACUAAGGUCCGCUUGGAAAAUAAAACUGUAGUUCGUAGUGGUAUUGUAUGUUUAAAUGCCAAAACAAUUGUUGUUUUAGGUGGUCUUGUCGAGUCACUUUAUGAGGAAUGGCAAAUGAACCAAAAAUAUUCAGGUGUACCGCGCUCAUCUUUGAGGCAAUUGCAAGAAGAAGGCUAUUCUGGUCCUCCACCAUUUGAAAAGUUGCAAGUUAGAGCUUAUCAAAAGAACCUUGCUCAGCAGAAGAGAGAUUCCCAGUUUUCCAUGUCUUCCUCUAAAAGUUCUGUAUUCAAGCCUACUGGAAAAAAUGAUAGUUCUAUGACCCCCCAGAUCCAUAAUGAUUCAAGGAAUGAUACCAUGGAUGAUGAUCUGAAGCAACCUACUCAUUCUGAAAAAAAUGAAGAAAAGCCAACCAGCUCUGAAGCAAGACCAAAAGAAGUUGCCGAAUCUUUCCCUGUUCAAAAUCAAGCAGCUUCACAAAAACUGCUUCAGAAAAUGAGCCAGCCUACCAGGGGUAACCAUCGCACAAGAGGUCAAAGACAUAGGGGGAAGGGAAAAGAGGAAGACUCACAUCUUCUUACGCUUGAUGAGUGGGAAAGGAGUAAAACGGGAAACUUUUCAGGAACUCAAAAACUUUCUGAUAUUAGCCAGGACGAGGAUCUUGCAAGGCAGCUUCAAGAGCAGUUUGAUUUGGAAGAUGUUCAUGUACAAAAUGAUUCUAGCACAACAGAGGCAGAAAAUAUAAGGCUGAGCAUGUUCAGAUUUGACAGAGAUGAUGCAAGAGCUCAUGGCACAACAGGGUUUAGGGGAAGAGGAAGGGGAAGAGGAAGAGGAAGGAGGGGAGGCAGAGGGAGAACUUGAUUUUGUUAUACCGUUCAGCCUCCUGUCAUGUUUUCUCAGGUCUGUCUUUUAUGACAUGCAAUUCGUAUACAUGAAACAAUCCAACAUAUACAAACAUUUCAAUCUCAAUGUUGGCAACGAAUCUUCAUUUAGCAUGCAUUUGUUGCAUUUCCUUGCAGUUUAUUUUCUUCUGGAAGCUUAGUUAACACCAAAAACGAAGGACAGGCUGGGUUUCUUCACCACCCUAUCUGGCUAUCUCAAUGGUAAUCGACUUGGUUACUCGUCUACUUCAUUAUUUUGCUGCAUCCAGCCUUAUUACUCAAACGUAGAAUUUGUUUCUAGUUUGUCUUGUUCUCUAGUGUGCCUUGGGAAUAUGUGGGGUUUUAAAGUGUUCUAGGACGGAUAUUAGCUGGACUAGAGAGAUUUUUGGCGUUGGAGUAAUGCAAAUUUGAUAAAGCUGUUUCAAAUUUAUUUGGAAAAAUGAUGCUUGCACUUGCACUUGCACUAUUUGGGUCGAUGCCCUGAAAGAAAAAAGGAGAGAAAUCUAACCCAUUGUGACUGUGGGAGUGUAAAUAUCAUUGCUUAUUUACUUGACCCAGGUCCUCCAGCACAGCACUCCAUACCUUGUCGUAAUGUCCGGCCAGCCCAUAAUUAUAUUCAAUCUGAUGGAACAGCUGAACUCCGGAAGACCCUGUGUGGGCACACAACUAUGUGAAUCACGGUUCAAAAUGACGUCGUUGAAUUUUAUGAGUAAUGUAUUUUAUGUGUUAGAAUAUGUACUUUAUGUGUUAGAAUAAUGAAAUUUUUAAACUAAAAUAAUGUAUUUUAUGAGUUAAAAUAAUGUGCAUUAUUUUUUAAAAUAAUGUAUAUUACACUUUAAAUAAUGUACAUUAUGAGUUGUAAACAUGUAUGUUGCACUGGAUAUGUUGAAAAAAUUAUGCAAAA